AUGAAAUCACAAACAAUAGAACUGAAACCAACGUCACUUCCUGUUGACGUCAUAGCUGAUAUUGACCCCGUGACUAAAUACGUACUACUUGUGCUCUACGUCAUCGUUAUAAGUUUAUCUGUAUUUGGUAAUUCGCUAGUGUUCUUGACGUUUUUGUUCAACCGACACAUGCGUUCAGUAGUUAAUAUAUUCAUUGUGUCGCUGGCUUUCAGUGAUUUUUUUGUCACUGUAACAUGUAUGCCUGUAAAUCUCGGUGGCAUUUUAACAAAAUAUUGGAUAUUUGGUGCCAUUUCGUGUAAAAUAGUUCCCUUUAUUGACAAUCUGACCGUCGCCUCGAGUUCUCUUACUCUAUGCUGCAUAGCUUUUGACAGGUACAAUGCCAUAGUCCAUCCAUUAGAAGCCAAUGCGGUGAAAUCUCCAAAACGGGCUGGAUUACUUCUCGUUAUAGUGUGGGUUAUUUCCCUUGGUUCAAGUAUUCCGUAUGCAUUCUGUUUUCAGCUUUAUGAAGUGUGUUUAAAUCCCAACGGCUGUGCAAGAAAUUCCAAUAGAACGUACACCACUGCUCAUUUCUGUAAGGGUUAUAACACUUACCGCACCGACCAGCUUCAGAUCUGGCUAACUCUUGUGGUCUUAUUUAUUAUUCCCUUUGUGUUUAUGACGGUGACUUACAGUGUUAUAUGUUAUACAUUAUGGUCUAAACGGCCAAUCGGAACGUCUGUUUUACGCAGUGAGGAUAUUCAAACACGGUAUAAAAAGAAAGCCAUUAAAAUGCUGAUAUUGGUUGUGAUAUUAUUUGUGAGUUGUUGGGCUCCACUGAUUAUAUACGAGGUGAUAGCCAAACAACGGAACAUUUUAGCAUCAGAUAAAUCGCUCACCCUCAGAUAUUACUUACAAUGGUUAGCCUUAAGUGGUGCCUGUCUUAACCCUAUUGUCUUCGCUUUCAUGAAUGAACGGUUUCGGAAGAAUUUCCGGAUUAUAUUAUGUUGUAGGAGAAAUCAAGUUGUACCAGUGUCAAUUAGAAAUACACAACCAAUCGUUGUGACGAGCGAGAAUGGUCAGAAACAGAAAGAUACGUCCAUUUCUUGGUCUCAAGAAAAACCAAUUUCUACUAGUAGAGUUUAA
Messenger RNA from Lottia gigantea (owl limpet), 1122 nucleotides. RefSeq lists its product as hypothetical. The transcript has a single exon. Gene Ontology annotation, cellular component: membrane. Bases 1 to 1122 code for a protein of 373 amino acids. Gene Ontology annotation, molecular function: neuropeptide Y receptor activity. Gene Ontology annotation, biological process: G protein-coupled receptor signaling pathway. The record is from RefSeq and is a predicted model, not a curated record. NCBI's taxonomy places the organism in Eukaryota, Metazoa, Mollusca, Gastropoda, Lottiidae.